Messenger RNA from Sarcophilus harrisii (Tasmanian devil), 1335 nucleotides. RefSeq names its product transmembrane protein 140 (gene TMEM140). The transcript is spliced from 3 exons. Bases 546 to 1235 code for a protein of 229 amino acids. The record is from RefSeq and is a predicted model, not a curated record. Lineage: Eukaryota; Metazoa; Chordata; Mammalia; Dasyuromorphia; Dasyuridae.
UUCCUAGUAUGAGGACAGGAGUUGAGGAGGAGAGAAAGACUGAGCCAGGCACUGGACUUGUUGAGGGGAAGAAUACUCCACAGGUCUGUAGAUAACAGCCAUCAGAAUCUUGAAUGAGUAAUAAAGAUGGAGUGAAUGAACUUCAAAGGAGGAGAGGUUACCAAGAGAUGGGGGUAAAGGGAGAACCUGGAAAUGGCAAUGAGGAGAAAGAUCUAACUCCCCUCCUACUCUCAGAAUGCUGGGGCACAGAUGUGAAAUUGCAGCCAGUGCUAGAGGGCUAGCCAGCAUAUAUCAUCAGGAGGAAGCCAAGUCUCAAUGACCCCAAGAAGAUGGAAAGAACAAGAAAGGAAAAGGAUCCACCUUUCUUUUUCCUUUUCAACUUACCAUAUGAUGGAAUCCUCAGUCAAAAGACACAAGAUUCUGGAAAUCCAAGUCCCUGACACUUUCUAAAGUUGAUUGCAGCACUCCUGCCUCUUUGCUGUGGGCCUAUACUGGGAAGGUCCUCAGGAAAGUUACUGCUCAGUAAAGUUGGAGAAGGGAUCAAGAUGGUGACUGUGAAAUCAAAAGGCCGCAGGAUCUUGCUGUCCCUGACCACCAUUAUCCUCCUCACUACAGUGAUCUCCCUGCUGCUCUAUGCCCUGCUCUGGAGAUCAGGCAACCUUAUUGACCUUCCCACCAUAAAAAUUGGCUUCUACAACUUCUGCUUAUGGAAUGAGAGUUCCCAUUUUCUCCAGUGUCAUCAGUUCCCUGAGCUGGAACGGCUGAGGGUGUCCCAAAUUGGAAUUGCCCUGGCAAGGUUUGGUGUCUAUGGGGCCCUAGUCAUUGCUCUAUUUGCUGCCCUACCAUUCCUACUGGCCUGGUUUUAUGGUAACAAGGACAAGUGGAAUCUGUCAGUGGUGCUCCUAGGGGCUUCAGCAGGGAUGCUGCUCGGCGGACUUUUGCUCUUCCUCUUCUACAUCGCUCAAUGGAUCCAACCCUCAAAGCUGGGUGCUGAGUUUCUAGCUCUGGUUGGGGCAGAAAUCAUGCUACUGCUUCUGCUGCUUAUUAUUGUCAUGUAUCCCCUUGGUUAUGGGAGGAGCAAGCUUGAACCCCAGGGAACAAAGACCUACAUCUACAGAGAGAGCAGCCCUACAUCUGUGGCCUCACUCAAAAUAGAUAUAAACCCACAGAAAUUUUCUAAGGAUCACUGGGGAUGUGAGAGAGACAUCCCCGUUCAUUUGCCCUUUUCUCCCUAAGGAAAACUGGGGAUAGAUAAAACUCAAUGAAUUCUUCUCCAUAUCUAUCUCUUGGGUCUUUAAUUCCUUCUACCAUAAAAAAAAAUAGAUAUGGAAAGAC